Messenger RNA from Gallus gallus (chicken), 1114 nucleotides. RefSeq names its product transmembrane protein 8C (gene TMEM8C). Gene Ontology annotation, cellular component: plasma membrane. Lineage: Eukaryota; Metazoa; Chordata; Aves; Galliformes; Phasianidae. The record is from RefSeq and is marked provisional.
GUUUUCUCCUCCAUCUCCAGCAGCUCACACCGACCCAGGAGCCGCCGGCCCUCCAGGCACCCAUGGGCUCGCUGGUGGCCAAACUCCUCCUGCCCACCGUCAGCACUUUGGUCUUUCUCCCCACCAUCAGCAUCGCGGCCAAGCGGCGCUUCCACAUGGAAGCCAUGGUCUACUUCUUCACCAUGUUCUUCGUGGCGAUUUACCAUGCAUGCGAUGGCCCUGGCUUAUCGGUGCUAUGUUUCAUGCGCUAUGACAUCCUGGAGUACUUCAGCAUCUACGGGACAGCUCUGUCCAUCUGGGUGUCCCUGAUGGCCCUGGCCGAGUUUGAUGAACCAAAGAGAUCGACCUUCAUCAUGUUUGGUGUGCUCACCAUCGCCGUGAGGACCUACCACGACCGCUGGGGCUACGGCAUCUACUCAGGACCCAUCGGGACGGCCGUGCUGGUGAUCACUGUGAAAUGGCUACAAAAGAUGAAGGAGAAGAAAGGGCUGUAUCCAGACAAGAGCGUCUAUACCCAGCAGAUCGGUCCUGGCUUCUGCUUCGGGGCGUUAGCACUGAUGCUGAGGUUCUUCUUUGAGGAGUGGGACUACACCUAUGUGCACAGCUUCUACCACUGCGCCCUGGCCAUGGCCUUUGUGCUGCUGCUGCCCAAGGAGAACAAGAAGGCCGGGGGUGCCGGCAGCCCCGCCAGGCUCAACUGCUCCACGCUGUGCUGCUGUGUCUGAGCCCCCCAACACGGUGCUCUGCUCCACGGGAUCUUUGCCCACCAGUUCCAUACGCGCCCAGGGCUUUUCUUCUGUGGGAUGGUUUGCUCUUUCCACCAUCAGCCCGAGCUGAUGCGCUUUCACUUUGCUAAAUUCCCCUGGAGAAGCCUUUGUAUGGGGUGUGCCCCUGUGCCAGAGAGCUCCGCAUCACCCUGUGCGCCCUUGGCCACUUCACCUCCCCCUGUCCCCUCUGCUGGCCCGGGAGGACCAGAGCUUCAGGCCCAGUUUGAGCACACAGAUCUCUGUUUGUAACACCCAGAACCUGUAUUUUUGUGAGAUAUUCACUAUUUUAUUUAUGCAUUCUCUUGAUGUAAAUAAUACUUAUUUGCAAAGACUUGGCAAACGUGCAA